AUGACAGAAUACGUACGGCGUUGAGGUAGCCUGUCAGUAUGCGCGCGACAGAGGGGUGGACAGUUUUUACACCACUGCCGGUCCGCAACAAGCAACAUUGUACUUUAGUCGUUGGAAAUUGAACUGUGUAGGGAAUUGUGGAGUUCACCCAACUUUGGGAAAAUACCUAGCGCGUAACUCUUAAGAGGUAGAGGUAAUUUUGUAACCUCACACCACAGUAGUAGCCAACGUUAGCUGUGUAACAAGUUAUUCUACUUUAGCGCUGGCUGUCUAGCUAGCUAGCUACUUAGGAUACCAUGUUAGGGUAAUGUUAGCAGUGGAAAAUAAAAUGUUGCCAUGUCAAAGGAAUCGCCGGCGGAAAGACUGGAUGAGGAAAGAGAACAGCACUAACAUCUAACACGGGUGAGUGACGAGAGCUGGCUAGUAUGCUGGACGUGGGAAAGUGGCCAGUGUUUGCACUCUUGCCCCCCGAAGAACUACGGCUCAUUCGCCAGGCGUGUGUCUUUGGAAGUGCGGCUAACGAGGCCCUUUACGUCACUGUCAAUGAUGAGGUGUUUGCCCUCGGCACCAACUGCAGUGGCUGUCUGGGACUUGGGGACGUGCAAAGCACCAUUGAGGCCCGGAGGAUAGACGUCCUCUGUGGGAAGAAAAUUGUGUCUCUCAGCUAUGGCACGGGACCUCAUGUGGUCAUUGCUACAGCAGAUGGAGAGGUUUACGCCUGGGGUCACAAUGGUUACAGCCAGUUGGGCAACGGCACAACCAACCACGGCUUGACUCCGGCACUCGUCUCCACCAACCUGCUCAACAAGAGGGUGACAGAGGUGGCCUGUGGGUCCCACCACACCAUUGCGCUCACCACAGAUGGAGAGGUGUAUGCCUGGGGCUACAACAACUCCGGACAAGUGGGCUCCGGGUCCACGGCCAACCAGCCUACGCCGAGACGGGUCAGCAGCUGCCUGCAGAACAAGGUGGUGGUAAACAUCGCCUGUGGACAGCUCUGCUCCAUGGCUGUGCUGGAUAACGGGGAGGUCUAUGGAUGGGGCUACAACUGCAACGGGCAGCUGGGCUUGGGCAACAAUGGAAACCAGCAGACACCCUGUAGAAUCGCCGCGCUUCAAGGCAUAACCAUCGUACAGGUGGCCUGCGGAUACGCACAUACCUUGGCAGUCACAGACGAAGGCUUAAUUUACGCCUGGGGUGCAAACUCCUAUGGGCAACUCGGCACAGGGAACAAGAGCAAUCAGGCAGUUCCCACACUUAUCAACAUGGAGAAGGAGAGGAUGGUGGAAGUGGCCGCCUGCCACACCAGUCACACGUCCGCUGCCAAGACCCAAAGCGGCCAGGUGUACAUGUGGGGCCAGUGCCGCGUCCAGGCUGUGGCCGGCCCACACCUCACCCACUUCUCUGCCACCGAUGACGUGUUUGCCUGCUUCGCCACGCCUGCCGUCACGUGGCGCCUCCUCGCCGUGGAUGGGGAUGACUACUUGACGGUCGCCCAGUCACUCAAGAGGGAGUUCGACAGCCCGGAGAUCUCUGACCUCAAGUUCCUGGUGGAUGGGAAGUACAUCCACGUCCACAAGGCCCUUCUGAAGAUCAGGUGUGAGCAUUUCCGUGACCUGCUGAACGAGACAGACGAGGACUCCAUCGAGAUCCACCAGUUCUCCUACCUUGUGUAUCGCGCCUUUCUGGAGUACCUGUACACAGACACCAUCAACCUGCCACCAGAAGAUGCCAUAGGACUGCUGGACCUGGCCACCUAUUACAGAGAGACUCGGCUGAAACGACUCUGCCAGGAGACGAUCAAGAGGGGCAUCUCAGAGGAUAAUGCCAUCACGCUGCUGUCGGCCGCUGUCAAGUAUGAGGCCCGGGACCUGGAGGAGUUCUGCUUCAAGUUCUGCGUCAAUCACCUGACGGCUGUCACUCAAACCCAGGCCUUCAACGACAUGGACCACGACCUGCUCAAGAACUUCAUCAGCAAAGCCAGCCGCUACGGGGCCUUCAAAAACUAAAAACUCCUGGCCAAGAGGCCAUGGAGAAAGGGAUGGACAGGGUGAGAAAGAGAGUGAAAAAAGAUGGCUGAGACUGCUGAAGUGGCCGUGGCCGUGGACUGUGCACUUUCUCCUGCUGGCAUACAGAGCCAGGGCAGUAGGAGAAGGCCAACGCCAAACAGAGACGGUCCAAUCAGAGCUGAGAUUAAGGUCAGCCUCACUGGAAAGGGUUCACCACACACCUACACACACUUUGUUCACUUUGUUUGUUGUUUUUUUUUUUUGUGGAGUUUAUUCAAAGUGAGUGUAGCUGUUAUAAGUUCAUACAGCUUGUCAAAGGGAGUUCUCAAAAGGAAUGCCCCCUCACCCCCCCACGCACACACACACACACACACACACACACACAGACAUCGAUUGAUAAAAUCUCCCCCGAUUGAUAAAAUGGACGCAGUGGUCAAAUGAUUAGACGGGGCUCCCGUGACCCAAAAGAAGGGAUCACAACGUUGCCACUCUUAUUGCUGCCCUGUGGAUUCUUUUCAUCCAAAGGAAACAGACUUCAUUUUGCUGGUAGUCGGUUUGAAAACGGCAGAGCUCUCCCAUGUAAUCCAUGAGGCUAGUGAGGGAUGUGGUGUGUUCAGUUCACCUCCUCAUAGGCUGUCGCCUGCGGUGUAGUCUGUUACGAAGUCACUUCCACAUCAGUGCUUUCUGUCACUCUCUCAUGUCAAAGGAAAACAAACCUUGCAACUGAGAGGUAAACAAUACCACAAACAACAGCAGACUGAGUGAAUUGGUGAGGUCUUCAAAUGCUCAAACAUGUUUGGAUUCUCCCCCAAGUGUCAUUUCUGAAGGACAGCUUUGUAUUCAUAUAUAUUUUUGAUUUAUUGUAUCAAUUUACUGGAAAAAUCUAUUUGUUGAAAAUCCGACAAAUGUAAGAAAUAUGCACUUGUCUGUUACCUGUGGCAAAAUGUCUAUAUUUGUGCUUUUUGUUGAACUUCUGUUUUGCAAUAACAUCAAAAACGUCCAACUACUGCUUCAUGUCCAGUAUAUGACUUGCAAAGCGAUGUCACACAUGUUGUAGUAUUAAUGUGUUACAUUGUGCUUUAUUGAAAUAUGUUUUGAAUGUACUUCUGUCCGUGUGUUUAGCAAGGAUUUAGCGAUGGUGGUGUUGACAGAGUGGGGGCGAGGACCUUAAAUGACCUAACUCUGUCAAACAUUAACUUUCUGUGCGCAGCUGAUAGCACUUUCCUGACUCCUGUCGACCAUAUAAUAGACAUUAUAGCAGGAUGUCCACGCUGUUGAGCUUUCUGACCAACAUGCCAAUGUCUCAGCAUUUUCCCAUUCUCCAUUAUCUCCAAAUCACAGCCAGCCAUUGUAUGUUUACUUUAGCUGUUACAUGCAUGAGCAGUUGAUUUAUUUUUCUAACUAGGAAAUGACAAUGGGGUAGACUCCUUUGCUUGCUUAUUGUUUACAUAUGUAUGCUUUUUGGGGGGAGAGAAGGGGUGGAGGCUCUUUUAGAUGCAUCGGCGCUCUUUUGGCGCAGCGAUCCCCCUAACAGACCAAUGGGUAGUCAGUAGACAGCUGUGACGGUUUGAUUUGCCCAAUGGCCAGUCCAGUGCAGUCCUGCCUAUGCUCCAAAACUGCUGUGCUGGGAACCUCUUUAUUGUUUUUUUUUUCAACUGGAAAUUUACAAUGGCCCAAUGGUGUUGGCACACCACUGAAAUAAGUGAACUUGUGAAAGAAGAGGUCUAACUACUUGGUGAUGUGCAACGAGGGGGUAUUACAAAGUAUGUGGUUUAGUGACAAAACUGGGUAAGUUAACUCAGAGUAAGUGGUAAACUUCCUCAAAGGAGAGCCCAGUGGCUUUGUUUUGGAGAAGGGGUGAAUGAAGCCAUAGGGCUCUCUCUGAGUUAACCUACUUAGGUUUGUCAGUCACCAAAACACAUACUAGGAAUACCCAGUUUACCGCAUUUUCAGUGUGUAAAUAAACAUCCGUGAGAACACAGCCUCAAGGUGGCCCUGUUUAUGUGUGAAGGAGGAAGUAGUAAAAGCACUUGUGUGAGCUGUGAUGAAGGCUGGCGUUUGAGAAUAUUUAUAAAGCCACCUGAGCAGUACUUGCAUCCAUCGCUGUGAAGCCAUACAGCAAUAAUAGACCAUGGAGUCUACAUGGUAGUGCCUACAUUCAUUUAUUUUAUUCUGAAUAGCCUUUUUUCCCCCAUUUAAAAAUGUACUUUUGACUUGCACACAGAUUCAGACCGCAUGUCCAAUUUGCAAUACGUCCUAUGGCCUGAGGAGGGCAGUGUUACACUGCUAAGAGGCAGUUAGGUUAAAGUAGGAGAGUGGCCUACUAAAUUCUUACUAAAUCCUCCACCCCACUAUAUAUCCUCACCUUGGACUGUGCUGUGACGUGCUCAUCUCCAUAAUUCUUGGGCUGUAGCACCCAGCUUGUUAUGAGCCUAGUGACUAUGUAUGUUGGUGUGUGUUAACAGGAGUGUUGAGAGAUUAGAUAGGAAGGCCUGAGUGGCUUAACAGUAUGUUGUUUUACACAUUUCCCAAUACAUGUCUUUAAAAAUUCUUUAAAAUAAAUGUGGUUACUGUAAGUUUUUUUAAAAAA
Clupea harengus (Atlantic herring) is the source of this 4599-nucleotide messenger RNA. It is a transcript of the gene rcbtb2, whose product is annotated as regulator of chromosome condensation (RCC1) and BTB (POZ) domain containing protein 2. Gene Ontology annotation, molecular function: protein binding. The transcript has 12 exons. Bases 426 to 2009 code for a protein of 527 amino acids. The record is from RefSeq and is a predicted model, not a curated record. NCBI's taxonomy places the organism in Eukaryota, Metazoa, Chordata, Actinopteri, Clupeiformes, Clupeidae.